Messenger RNA from Betta splendens (Siamese fighting fish), 1876 nucleotides. It is a transcript of the gene nudt12, whose product is annotated as nudix (nucleoside diphosphate linked moiety X)-type motif 12. Gene Ontology annotation, molecular function: protein binding; NADH pyrophosphatase activity; metal ion binding. Gene Ontology annotation, biological process: NAD+ catabolic process; NADP+ catabolic process. The record is from RefSeq and is a predicted model, not a curated record. Gene Ontology annotation, cellular component: cytosol. NCBI's taxonomy places the organism in Eukaryota, Metazoa, Chordata, Actinopteri, Anabantiformes, Osphronemidae.
UGUCGUCUUAGUUAUCACAAUCACAUUGUGUAACUGUAAGAUACCAUAAGGUUAUUAAGGAGUUAAGUUGCAUUCGUGUCUUUGUACUUUAAUUUGAAGGCUUCCUUUUUAUUUUGAAGGUACUUUAAGAAGCCCCACGGUCAAAACGAAACUUAAGAACUCCUUUUGUGGCGUAGGCGUAAGGAUUAUGCUUAUAUUUAUAUAAGUAUAUUAUACCGGUGUAUAUGAUAAUAGUUUUUAGCGAUAGUGUUGGUCGCGCCCUGAACAUCAUUCUAUUUGUAACAAUAGACUAGGUAUCUGACCGAAUGAGGAGUCCGUGAAGGCAGCGGUGUUGCUCUUGAACGCAUCUCACCACCAUUUCUCCAACACCCUCAGCAGAUAAACAGCUUUUUAGACGAACGGAACCAACUGACACCGAGCGUCAGGUCACGAUGACGAGCCUCCAACUGAGCGCGAAGGACGAGAUGGCGGAGAAGCUUCUCGACGCUGCAGCUCGAGGAGAUGCGGCCCAGGUUUCCACUCUGCUGAGCCACGCCCCCUCCCUCAUCAACCAGACCGGACGCAGCGGCUGGACGGCGCUGAUGUUUGCCGCUCGCAACGGACACCGCCACGUGGUGGAGGUGCUGCUGGCUCGCGGCUGUGACAAGUUGUCGGUGAACACGUCAUCGCAGAGCGCUUCCGACAUCGCCAAGUUCUGGGGACACAAACGCAUCUGCACCCUGCUGAACGGAGCGCAGGGCGCCGUCCGGCAGCAGGAGCAGCUGAGUGUGAGGAGGACAGACGGGAUGUGGCUGGAGGCCAAGCAGAGACAGCCCGCCUCCGUCUACCUGCUGUUCUCCAGCCUCAGCCCGAUGCUCCGCGGCUCCCAGGACCCGGGUCCGUCCAGUCUGUGUCGCUUCGGGUACGAAGCGGUGAAAGACCUGCUCCAGAGGCCGGCGGCCGUGCUCAUCUUCCUGGGUGUGGAGAAGCGGCGGGGGGCGGAGGCUGCGUGGGACCCUCCCGCCUGGUUUGCUGUGGCCACCGACGAAGAUGCUGCGGAACUUCUGAAACGCUCUGAAGACAAGAAGUGCUUCUUCCCAAAGACGCCGAACAGAGAGCUGCUGCAGCUGAGCGAGGACGAGGCCGGGGUGGUGGCCCAGGCCCGGGCGCUGUUGGCCUGGCACAGCCGCUACGGCUUCUGCCCCACAUGCGGCAGCAGCACCAAGCUGGAGGAGGGAGGACACAAGAGGAGCUGCCUGAACCCCGACUGCAGGAGCCGGAGCGGAGGUCACAACACCUGCUACCCCCGAGUCGACCCGGUGGUCGUCAUGCUGGUGGUCCAUCCUGAUGGAAACCAAUGUUUACUGGGAAGGAAGAAGAUCUUCCCAGUUGGCAUGUUCUCCUGUCUGGCUGGAUUCAUAGAGCCUGGUGAGACCGUGGAGGAUGCCGUGAGGAGGGAGGUGGAGGAGGAGAGUGGUGUGAAGGUGGGCCCGGUUCAGUACGUGUCCUGUCAGCCCUGGCCCAUGCCCUCCCAACUGAUGAUCGGCUGCCUGGCCGUCGCUGUGUCAACCCACAUCAAAGUCGAUGAGAAUGAGAUUGAGGAGGCUCGUUGGUUCCCACGGCAACAGGUGGUUGACUCGCUGUUCAGAGGAGUCUGUACGAGCCUGAGCAUCCCUCCCAGACAGACCAUUGCCCACCAGCUGAUCCGAUACUGGAUCGGCAUGAACUCUAACCUAUGACCUUUAGUCGUAUGGCUCAGGUUUGUAGAGUGCCAGCGCUUGGACGGGAUCCAUGAUGUCUACACGUCAGCUAAACCUCAAAAACAAUUGAAAUCACGUUUUCAUGACGUUAACUUGUCCGGUGGCUGAGGUUCAGCACAUUAAAGUUGGAUUCUUGA